Messenger RNA from Mytilinidion resinicola, 581 nucleotides. RefSeq lists its product as uncharacterized. Bases 1 to 357 code for a protein of 118 amino acids. Lineage: Eukaryota; Fungi; Ascomycota; Dothideomycetes; Mytilinidiales; Mytilinidiaceae. The record is from RefSeq and is a predicted model, not a curated record. The transcript has a single exon.
AUGCUUUCCUCACUGAUCCUUUGCCCUUCCUACGCCAGCUGCCAGCUCUUCCCAACCGAACCAGAGGUCCUUGGUGCACAGAAAACAAUCAAUGACUUUUUGAUCACAUCCGAGAAAGGUCUGACCAACUUCACCGAUGUUGCGGAGGUAACGCCAAUAAAAGAGAUUGUCAACAACUUCAUAACGUUUGCUCGCACUAACGGUGUCCCAGGCCCUGAACUCAGCUUCAGCCCCCGUGGUGACCCUGACGAUGGCACGAAGGCGGCCUUUGCGCCUGUGGAUGGCGUCUGGAUCCGAGGUGGACCGAUCACAUUACUGGAGCUGAAGCCUCCCCACAAGGCCUACUGCAGUGUAUAGUUAUUGGUCGCUAUGGAGUUAAAUAUAAUCUCCGCCGAGGAACGUGAAUAUACCCCUACCUCCACUAAUUCCGACAGCUACGCCUAGUGCUCAGCACCAACGCCUAGUAGCCGGAGUUAGGACCGGAAAUAGUGACCUAAGUUCCAAUUGCUCAGCUUUUAUAUAUCGGAGCUAUGGAGCAACAAGUCAGUAUAGGACAAACACAGCUACCAAACAUACCCAAC